CGCGCGCCAACGGCCACUCGCUCGCUCGUCGCUCACCGUGCCAGUGGCUCACCGCCCACACACGCGCGCGCGCCCCCGGGCCAGUCCUCGACUAGGUACGCCGUGCACCCGCGUCCGUCCCCAUGGCGAUGGCCGUCACGCUCCCGCGCGCGCCGCUGAUCACUCCCCGCGCGUCAACCUCCGGCCGGCGCGUGCCUGUCUCGGCCGCGCACGCCUCUCUCCCGCGCGUAAGUCGCGUCGGUCGCCUCUCCCUGACCGUCUCCGCUGCGGCGGAGGCUUCCCCCGGUUCGCCUCCCGACGCCGCCGGCGCUCUCGCGUGGGACGCCCUCGGCGGCGUCUCCGUGCUCGCCGCGGGCACCGGUGACGCCGUCCCGCUCAGGGAUCUGUGGGACCCCACCGAGGGGGUGGCCGUGGUGGCGCUGCUGAGGCAUUUCGGAUGCUUCUGCUGCUGGGAGCUGGCCUCUGUUCUGAAGGAUUCCAUGGCGAAGUUCGAUUCGGCCGGGGCUAAGCUGAUCGCCAUUGGCGUCGGCACUCCAGAUAAAGCUCGCAUUCUCGCCGAUCGGCUGCCGUUUCCUUUGGACUCCUUGUACGCAGACCCCGAACGCAAGGCUUACAAUGUCCUGGGUCUGUACCACGGUUUAGGUCGGACGCUUUUCAGUCCAGCUAGUGCAAAAAUAUACUCGAGGCUCGACUCGAUCAAGAAGGCGACGAAGAACUACACGUUGGAAGGCACCCCGGCUGACCUGACCGGUGUCCUGCAGCAGGGUGGGAUGUUCGUCUUCAGAGGGAAAGAGUUGAUGUACGCCUGGAGGGACGAAGGCACAGGCGAUCAUGCUCAUCUGGACGACGUGCUCAGCGCCUGCUGCAAAGUCCCGGUUGUUUGACAUUUUUCAUCAGCUGGAUAUGUAACAACUAGCAAUGUGACCCGUGCAAAUAAAACGGCUAGACUCGCUACCAUAUUUAUUUUUCACGGUUCUUUGA
This is a messenger RNA of Phragmites australis (common reed), 981 nucleotides long. RefSeq lists its product as uncharacterized. The coding region runs from base 123 to 884 and encodes 253 amino acids. NCBI's taxonomy places the organism in Eukaryota, Viridiplantae, Streptophyta, Magnoliopsida, Poales, Poaceae. Gene Ontology annotation, molecular function: antioxidant activity. The transcript has 7 exons. The record is from RefSeq and is a predicted model, not a curated record.